AUGAUCGGUGCGCUUCAGGGGUUUCCGAGAUUCAAAAUCUUAAAUUGGCGGGUUGCUCACGCUGCUCCAGGCGAAAUCCGCGCAGAGUACUCGAGCAUUGUACCGUGCGAGUACUCUAACGUCAUCUACCUAUCGCCCCCCUCCGACGCGUCGCCGCAACUCCGUCACAAAUGCAAGCACACGUGCAGCAUUCAGCAUGUCUUCGCCAACCUUUUCAGGUGUUUGACGAGCAACACUACUCAUGUGUGCGACAGAAACUGCAACCAGAAAAUACUUAUAAGACCAUGUGGUCUAGAAUUCGGGGAUUUGGGCUGGGAGUGGCCUCCACCACUUGCUCUCGGAUCUCGCCAAGCUUCCGUGCUUAUCUUCUUACUUGUUUCUGUGCGCGCUGACUUUCGCUCGCGGCGUGUAGCUAUUCUUACGAGUUUUUUGAUUGAUCAAAUUAGCGUCGAACCUUUAGCGGCGCGUAGGGAGGCGGAAUACUUUGCCGUCGGGCAAACGCACUGCGUUGAACGUUCGAGAGGCCCAGAAAGGUUGGGAGGGCGACUGUGCUUGGCGCGAGGGGUGGGCAGCAUGUCGGGCGCGUCGGUGACGAUGAACGUGAUGCUCGCGGUGCACUGCAAGCGCGCCGCGCCGCUGGAGCUGCAUCGCCACCUUAAGGCGUACAUCCGUUCGCAGUACUCCGACCGCCACGCCACCGACGCCGACGACGACCUCCAGCUGGUGCAAGCAUGGCGGCGCGAGAUUGAGAAAGGCAGCAGCGAGUCGCUGGAGGCGCGGCGCGAGGUGCUGCUCAAGUACAUGCGCGCGCUGACGGUGAUGUCGUCGCGCUUCCCCAUCGCGCCCGACACGCAGCACCUCAACCAGCUCAACUUCACGUGGUUCGACGCCUUCGCCAGCUCCAAAAAGGCGUCCCAGACGAACAUCCACUUCGAGCGCGCCGCCAUCGCCUUCAACAUCGCCGCCACGCUCUCGCAGAUCGCGCUGGCGGCGGACCGCUCCACGGCGACGGGGCUCAAGGCGGCGUGCAACGCGUUCCAGGCGGCGGCGGGCGCGUUCGCGUACCUGCGCGACAACAUCAGCGGAAAGGCGCUGGCGGGCGGCGGAACGUGCACGACGGACAUCGCGGGCGAGACGGCGGGGAUGCUGGAACGGCUGAUGCUGGGGCAGGCGCAGGAGUGCUUCUACGAGAAGGCGCUGGGCGAGGGCAAGCCCAACCAGAUCUGCGCGCGCAUCGCGCAGCAGGUGGCGAUGUUCUACGAGGAGGCGCACGCGGCGCUGCUGCUGCCGCCGCUGUCGGCGCACUUCGACCGGCAGUGGGUGGCGAACGUGCUCUUCAAGGCGCGCCACUUCCACGCCGAGGCGCUGUACCGCGCCGCGCUCGACCUGCACGCGCGCGAGGAGGUGGCGGAGGAGAUCGCGCGGCUGACGCACGCCAAGGCGCUGCUGGCGGAGGCGCGCAAGGGCAGCAAGGGCGUGAUGCAGCCGCUGGUGGACGCGGUGAUGAAGCUGGAGGGGCACGUGCUGGCCAACCUCGCCAAGGCCGAGGCCGAGAACGACCGCGUCUACCUCUACCGCGUCCCCGCCUACGCCUCGCUUCCGCCCAUCGCCGCCGCCGCGCUCGUCGCCGCGACGCCGCUGGCGCCGCUGCUGGACGCGACGGGCGAGCGGCUGCUGGCGGGGCUGGUGCCGGACGGCAGCGCCAAGGAGCUGUCGCGCUACACGGACAUGGUGGACGGCAUCAUCCGCUCCCAGGUGGAGCGCAUGGAGCGGUCGAGCGAGGAGGCGAAGGCGCGGCUGCGCGAGCUGGCGGUGGCGGACGUGCUGGUGGCGCUGGACGGCGACCUCGCGCCCUGGGUGCCCGCCAAGCUGCGCGACGACGUGGAGGCCGUGCACGUCAGCGGGGGGCCCGCGGGGCUGCCGGGGGAGCUGGCGCAGCUGCACGACCUGCGGCGCGUGAACGAGGAGCUGCUCGUCGCCGCCGAGGAGACGCUGCAGCUCGAAGCCGCGGACGACGCCGCGCUGCGCGCGCAGUUCGGCACGCGGUGGGCGCGGCCGCAGAGCAGCACGCUGACCAAGAGCCUCAAGGAGCGCGCGACGGCGUUCGCGGGCAACCUGAAGCAGGCCAAGGAGAGCGACGCGCGCAUCGAGCGCGACCUGCGCGACUGCUCCGACAUGCUGGGCGUGCUGGGGCACAGCAAGGUGGAGGACGCCCUGCCGCGCAUAUCGCGGCCCAUCCUGGCAGUGCAUGGGGACGACCAUGCCCUCGUCGCCACCAUCCGUCAACUGCUCGCGGAGCUGGAGAAGGUGGGGGCGCAGAGGGCGGGGUUGGAGGAGGGGCUGCGGGAGAUGAGGGCCAAGGACAACAUCCUGCCGCAGCUCAUGAACGCGCCAGGCUCGCACGAGGAGCUGUUCAAGAAGGAGGCGGGCAAGUACGACGCGCUCUGCCACCAGGUGGACGCCAACAUCGCCCAGCAGCGCUCCUCCAUGCAGCAACUCGAGGCGCAGUACCAGCUGUUCUCACAGGCAUUCAACAUCCCCGAGUGGAAAGCGGAGGUGGGGCGGGUGGUGAAGCGCAUGGAGGGGGCGGUGAGCAAGUACCAGGAGCUGCGCUCCAACCUCAACGAGGGCCUCAAGUUCUACGUCGCCCUGCAGGACGCGAUAACAGCGUUGAAGCAGCAGUGCAGCGACUAUGUGAUGACGCGCAACAUGCAGAAGGCUGACCUCAUCGCCGACCUGCAGCGCCACCUCGCCGGCCUCUCCCUGCGCGACCAAGCCCCCCCCGCCGCCGCCGCCGCUCCCGCCCCUCGUGCUGCAGCUGCGCCCGCGCAGGUAGCAGCGCCGGCAGGGGGGAGAUCACCGGGGGGUGGUGCAUACCUGGGGGCACCGCAGGGGGCGGCAGCAGCGGGUGGGCAGGGCCGGCCUGUGAGCCCCAAGGGCGGAGGGGGCCCGCUGCAGUUCCUGCAGCAGCACCUGCCCUUCUUCAACAACCAGAACCAGCAGCCCCCGCCCCAACCGCCCCACCCCGUUGCCCCCGCAGGCGCUUAUGCACCCCCUGCUGCUCAACCCCCUCAGUAUGCAGCAGCCGCAGCAGCAGCAGCAGCAGCCGCCGCCGCCGCAGCAGCAGCAGCAGCAGCAGCAGCAUGCAGGCGGGCAAAUGGGCAGCAGGCAGCGGCGCCCCAUGGUGGGUACUACUCCACGGGGCAGCCUGCCCCCGCCCCCGUGUACGGGCAGGCGCCAGUGCAGCAGGGCGCACAGGGGCAGGCGCAGUGGAGCGGAGGGUACCACCCCCAGGCGUACGGCUCCCAUGCACCGCAACAAAUGCCGCCGCCCAACCCCUACCAGUACCCCCCUUCUGGAGGUUACUGA
Molecule: messenger RNA, 3369 nt
Organism: Closterium sp. Yama58-4
Lineage: Eukaryota; Viridiplantae; Streptophyta; Zygnematophyceae; Desmidiales; Closteriaceae
Source: the annotation of a GenBank genome assembly